CACGGAGUGUAGGCCAGUCGCGUCUUUGUUCAAGGGAGAUAACUCUAUCACACAUUUACAAAUGCGGGAAAUUUGUUUUCGUGAUCAAAAUUCGAUGUUAUGGUUCUGUCAAACCGAUGAAAAUGACGUCCGUUUUGAGUCCUUUCAGCAAGCUUCCAAAUCGUCAAGAGUGUACAGUGUUGCUUGUUGGGGAUGAAGGGACAGGGAAACACGAUCUGGGGCUGGCCAUGCUGAAUCUCAAGACACCAUUCUCACUGUUUGUACGGACAGCUACCUCCCUCCCACUGCCUGCAGAGAAAGAAGAAGAUCGACCCUGCAUCGACUACAUCUGCUAUGUCAUUAAUUUGACAUUGGACGACAGCAUGAAGAUUGUCGAGGAAGCUUUGUCAGCUGUAGAUGUGAGGUACUUUGUUGGACGCUCCUCCCUGAUAGUAACUGGAGUUGAGUUCCCCAACAAGCAAGUCAUCGAGAUGGAGACUGUUUUGAAGUUGGCUGAAUCAUAUGACUUGCCAAUCAUAUUUGGAGAAGUAGAAAAACCUGAGGAGCUUCUGUCCUUGGCCACCAAGGUGACAAAAACUGUGGAGAUUGCUGCUGGGUACAAGCGCAACGUUUCUCCAAUGUUGGUAGAAGCAACACAAAGGAACUUUGAACAGAACCUGUGAAUCUUCCAGAAGCCUGACUGGCUCAGUGCUACCGUGAUUCAAAGGGUGAAUAAUGUGUACAUGCAAGAGUAUGAACAGAUGCCAUUUAAAAGACAUCCACAUCAUGGCAUGGUGUUUUGCCAAUCCAAUCUUUGAUAUUGUACUCAAAGGAGGAUUUUUGUCUGGUCUCCUGAUUUAUUUUAUCAGUGAAGAAUCUUGGUGAUAACUGUCUUCAUCACUCCCACCUUGAUACAAUGAGAGUAUGUUUCACAUUAAUAGUUGCGUUCCAGUCCGAGAUCACUCCCUACACCCCAGGCAAACUGCCCCGUUGCAAGUCUUGCAGAACUGUCAUGCACGACAGUCAUAUACUCUGUGUAGCCAUUCUUGGUUCAAUGUCAUGAAAUGAUAAUCUUGGACAAUGGUUUGAAAUCGCAGUGAGGUUGGCAAGCCAGGACAGUAUAAAGCUUUGUCAUGUUCCAUAAAAAAUGUACCUGCUUCCAUUUACUUUGCAAAUAAGCCUUGUUUGGAGAAUACAAUAAAUUAUUUGGUGACA
Messenger RNA from Haliotis rubra (blacklip abalone), 1194 nucleotides. RefSeq names its product centromere protein M-like. Bases 117 to 662 code for a protein of 181 amino acids. The record is from RefSeq and is a predicted model, not a curated record. The transcript is spliced from 6 exons. Lineage: Eukaryota; Metazoa; Mollusca; Gastropoda; Lepetellida; Haliotidae.